AUGGCAUCCCCAAGGCUGGAGACGUUCUGCUGCCCAAACCGAGACGCAUCGACCGAAUUUGUCAUUACUUUUCAGCCCCUCUUCUUUGGCGCCAUUUGCAUCGGUAGCGCAAGUUUAAGUUUGAUAUUUUCUAUUUUACAAAUUUUGCCCAAACGUAGGGGUUACAGGCGCCUUGGACAGUACCCUCUUCCCAAACCAGCGUCUUCGUCGAGAAUAUUGUUUAUCAUCAGCAUAUGUGAUAUACUGGGAUGUGCAGGUAUCAUAGUGAGGUCAUCCAUCUGGCUGGGCCUGCCCAACCUUGUCAUAGGGAUCAAUGUGGCCAACAACAGCGACAUGUGGCCAGAGGUGUUCUGUGUCGGCAGUGCAAUGUGGAUCCAGCUGUUCUUCAGUGCAUCUUUCUGGUGGACCUUCUGUUACGCUGUGGACGUCUUCCUGGUGGUCAGAAGAUCUGCAGGAAUCAGUACCAUCAUCCUCUAUCACAUGAUCACAUGGGGUCUGGCUGUGUUGCUGUGUGUGGAGGGUGUGGCUAUGCUCUACUACCCAUCCAUCUCCAGCUGUGAAAAUGGCCUGCAGCAUGCCAUUCCUCACUACAUUACUACCUACGCUCCUCUAAUGCUGGUGCUUAUAGUCAACCCUACACUGUUCGCCAGGACUGUGUCUGCAGUGACAGCAUUAUUGAAGGGACGACAAGGGAUCUACACAGAAAACGAGAGACGCCUGGGAACAGAGAUAAAAAUGCGCUUCUUCAAAAUCAUGCUGGUCUUCUUUAUUUGCUGGCUUCCCAACAUCAUCAAUGAGAGCCUGCUGUUUUACCUGGAGAUGCAGACGGACAUAAAACCCAGUGACCUGAAAAAUAUACGAAACACAGCCAUCAUCACUUGGUUUAUCAUGGGGAUCCUGAACCCCAUGUCAGGCUUCCUAAACACGUUGGCCUUCCAUGGCUGGACGGGCUUUGACGUGGACUGCAGCCUGCAGAGGAGAAGGGAGCUGGCCUGGGAUUCAGCCUCCACCUCGGCAGCUAACGUGGGGGGCUACAACCCCAUCGUGGGCUCCACCCUGCUCUACCAGAGCCACGUCCAGGAAGCCAAGAACAUGACUGGCAAGAACAUCAAGGGCAAUGGGCAGCCAGCCUCCGACGCCAUCAGCGUCCUAUCAGAAGGUUCAGAGUCUAGUACAAUUGAAAUCGACAUUUCCACUGAGCACCAAGACUAUGAGGAUAUAGACGCAGAUGGAGAAUCAUUGGGGAGUUCUGCAAGGCACUAGCU
Molecule: messenger RNA, 1265 nt
Organism: Salvelinus namaycush (lake trout)
Lineage: Eukaryota; Metazoa; Chordata; Actinopteri; Salmoniformes; Salmonidae
Product: G-protein coupled receptor 143-like
Exons: 9
Coding region: 1-1263 (420 amino acids)
Biological process (GO): melanosome organization; regulation of calcium-mediated signaling; cell surface receptor signaling pathway
Cellular component (GO): melanosome membrane; plasma membrane
Molecular function (GO): dopamine binding; L-DOPA binding; L-DOPA receptor activity
Source: RefSeq, a predicted model, not a curated record